GGUGUUGUCAAUGGAUGUUCAUCGAGUUAUAAAGCCAUAAACUCAGCCAUCGCAAAAACGUCGAAUCUGAGGAACGUUACCAUAGUUGUAAGAAGGUUCACCAUUUCAAAAGAUACAAACUUAGUUGACCAAGGUAAUGUACGAAAUAAGCUAUACGCAUAAAAUGCAAAUCAGUUAAUACGAACGUUCCUUGGCACCAAAUUUUUUUGUUUAUUUUCCUUUUUGUAUUCAAAGCAAUGUAUGUUAUGUCCCUGUCAUGAUCUGUAAGAGUGCAAUGCACACAAUAGACGUCACAGAAACUUAGAGGCUAUGUCGCCUUUGUUUUGUCCAACAUGGCGCGUGGCCAUUGAAAGUGUUUUCAAGAUUAUUUUGGAAAAUGUCGUUUUGAUAUGCAGAUAGCCCCCGAGACAAAGAAACUGGUAAGGGUAUCGUCCUAUCACCCCAUCUCCUUCCGCUGUUCGUACUAACAUUAUCAUAUUUAUUGUCAUUUUUAUUGUCAUUGUCAUAUUUAUUGAUGAUAAGCCUAAAUUUUGGAUCGCGGUAUCUUUCAGCUGCGAUAUUACUUCAACAAAACGUAGUUGCACUCAUCGAAGGAAGCGAAACAAAGAAUUCCGCAUGCGCACUAUCAACAGUGACCGGGAUUCCUCUUAUCUAUCUCCAUGGAGACAAAAAUUGCAAAAAGACGGUACAGAUGUUGGUUGGACACAAAGCCUAUGCGCGUGCUUCACUUGACAUAAUCAGUAGAUUCAACUGGGAAAAGGUCACAUUACUGUUCGAAGGUAAAAUGUUCAAAACGUGAUCUUUGAGUUUUUUUUUUUUUUUGUAGUAUUGCGUGAAGAUUUGAGAUGAAAUGAUAGUGAAGUCAUUGCUAAUUUUUUGUUUUUAUAGAGAAUCGUUUACAAGAGGCUGCUUAUUUCUACUCCAUAUCUCAAAGUUCAAGCCUCUCUGUAAGGUACGUUGAGAUAUCCGAUGGACAAGACGCUUAUGAUGGAACGAAAGUAAUAUCGAGUAUUACAGAGCAGAUAAAGGGUAUUGAUCCACAAGUGUUACUUCUUUACACUAACAAAGACAAAAUGGAAAACACACUACAACAGGUAUUCAAAUUUUAACCUUUUUUUAUUGGGCCUCAAAUGCUGUUUUUGAGAAAUGAUUUUUUGUUUGUUUGUUUGUUUGUUUUUUCUAACUCGGAUGACAAACACAAUUUAACUAUAGAUACUAACUAAUAGAUCAUCCUUAUUGUCAUAAUCGAUAUUAUAAUCAUUAUAAAAUGAAACUGAGUUUAAUAAACCAUAAAUCUUCUCAUUAUUUUAGCUAUCUUUUCAUAUAUUCACUUUAUUAUCUCCCUUAUAAUUCUCUAAGUAUUCCGGCCAUUCUUUUGUACGUUAUGAAUGUAAGCUCGUUGUCAGUGCUUCGCUAAAUUUUUCGUUCUGUACUGGCAGAUCGAAUCAUUGUUCGAAAAGCAUGAUCAUAUAUGGAUACUUCAGGGAGAGGUAUGUAAAAUGAAUUUAGCUUCUAUUUGGAAGAUGAAUUAAUCCCCAGACUUGUAAAAUUAAAGAGAGGCAAAUGAUUUAAAUUUGAUUUAUGUCAGGAAACCAGAACUGAGUAACUAUGUUUUAAGACGUGCGCAAUAGAGGGCAGCAUGUAGAUUAUUUCUGCCAGGCUGUCAGACAGUAACGUGAUAAAAUUUCAGCUAUAUGUAUGACUUUUAAUUUCACUAUUUCACUAUUUUUGGCUUAAAAUAGAAUUCAUGCUGCCCUAUAAAUGGCUCGACACCAAUGACGUAUGACGUCAUACUUCACUGAGCCGCUACAACCUAAAUGGUUCUGAAGAAGAAAUUAUCAUUGAUUUACAAAAAAGUUAGUAAACUCACAUUCUAAGGGUGAAGUUGAACCCAAAGCAAGCUGAUAACGUAUUUUGGUUUGGUGUCUAUGGAAUAUUACAGCAGAUAUGUUAUUGCCUAAACACUCCCUUCCAUGUUACUAAAAAAAAUGUUUCGACAUCAAAUUCAAUUGUGACAUAUUUUGUGUUUUGUGCCACAGGUUCCGUUAAACUUGAGCUGUCUACCAAAUAGUGUGAUUGUAUCUACGAGGCUCCCUUGCAAAUUCGACAACGUCACAGCGUCAAACUCAGAAAAUAACUAUACUUUUAUCAAUAAAGUAAGUUGCUUGAAUUGCAUAACUUCCCAGAGUGAGCUUAAUUAAGCAAAGACGUUUUUGAGCGACGCACGUCAGCCUGAAGUGAUCUUUUUUUCAUUUUUGAACUGUGGUUUUUCUCAAAUGUUUGGACCAAUCGUCUCUAUAAUAGUAAAUAACUUAGAAAUACAAAGUUGGUAACGUCAAGGUACUUUAAAAUGAAAAAGACAUCACUUCCGCUCUUCACGUGCGUCGCUCAAAAACGCCUUUGGUUAAGUUCCCCAACAAUGCCGUGUAUACAUAUGAUUCCCUCUUGCUCUCUUUCAGAUGAUAUCAUGGGCUAUUUCCUUUUGCAUAAAACAUGAAAAACCUGCGUAAAAGUAUACAAAAUGUCAUAAAAACAAUAUUUAAACCAUUACUGAGUGAAAUAACAAGGAAAUUUUACGCAGUAUACAAAUACUGUUAAGUCAUCCAAAAAAAAUCCAAAAAAUUACGGAACGAAAUGCACUGGAAAUAUUACGAAAGGAAAAGACAGUUUAGAUAUUUCUUAGUAACUUUCGAAAAAGGAGGAAUUUCUUUUUUGAUAUCUGUCAUCUAGCUUUAUCUAACAAAAAUGGCCGUUGCAUUAUUCCCAGGAGACUGGCUACGCAUACGAUAGCGCUCUGGUACUCUCUCAAGCGGUGAGCCACGAACCUUGUUCCUCUAUGAAUGGUAUUAAUAUUGGCCAGAACGAAAGAAAUAAAAUGGCUAGUUGCUUGAAGAAGGUGCGUAUUGAGGGCAGAAUUUAAAAGUAUUUUUAUGAUUGGCUUUCCUUGUGGAAUGAAAGCAAACUAAGCUUAGUAAAUGCGCUAUCAAACUUUCCGUUCGUUGGUUUUGAAUAGCACCUUCUCAUUUCUAUCAGUUACUCACGAUCACGAAGAUAAACAAAAAAAGACACUUCCAGGAAGACGCUUAAGAUUUUUUAUACCCAGAACUAACAAAUCAUUCGAAAUUUAGCUUUGAAUUUCUUCAAGAAUCAUGGCUUAUUUGAGACGUUUUACGUCACUAUACGAACUGGAAGUCUGUCUUUGAAAACUUGUUUGCGACGCAUUGCUCAACCCACUUCCCACUUCUCGCUAUUUGGAUAUCGGAAAAAACCACUGCAUGAAGUGCUUUAAUCAAAACUGAUCGAACUUUCUGUAUGAAACCUCGCUCGUCCACUUUUGAAGCCGCUACAGCGAUCAACGAGAGUUAUUUGUCUUGAGUUCUUUAACAAGGGAGAUACUGACCUUAAUAUUGUUGACAUCGGCAUUAGAGGAGGUUUCCCUUCAUAGGAGAAUGAAAAAAAAAAAGUUAAAAAAAUUGAAACAGACAAAAAAAAAAAAAAACUCAGAAACCUUACACGAAGGCAUGGGAGAGUUAACUUUCUUGCUCAGAAUUGACUAGAACCAAGCAAGAAUAAUUCCGUCUUUGCUUUAGAGGACUAUUUUUUCUACUGUGUUUUUAUCUCAUUUUCCAACAGGUUCAUUUGGAAGGUGUUACAGGAAACGUCCAAUUCGAUAAGGAUGGGAAACGAAAUGGAUUUGAAAUGGAAGUUCUAAACCUGAGAAAUGAUUCGUUUGAAAAGGUAUGUCCCUAAAAAUGCCAGAAAGCGUCUUGUUCCAAACUAAUGAAUCUAUUUUCGAAUGAUAUAUAAUGUUAUAAUGGUGAAAUUGUAAGUAUCAAAUGUACGACCAGUACAGUACAGUACUAAUUCAUUCUCACAACUGCCAUCAUUAGCCAACUUAGGGUCACCAUUAAAGAUAAAAAUAAAAAUAACAAUGUCUACUUACACAGCCAUGUUAAUGCUUUCUUUUAUCUCUUUACUUUUGUAUUUGCUAAUGAUGCGUCUUACGCAUAUCUGGGUCAUAUCGCGUGAGAAAUUUACUUCAGCCAAUCAGAAGCACUACCCAGAUCUGGGUAAUGACGCGUCAUCAGUAAGGAAUUUCUGCGCUUGUUCUAGGGGAAGCCAGUCGUGAAUUGUCCGCUGUUUUCUCAGGCGAAAAAUGUUGCGUUAGUGAAUUUUUGUUGUCGUUUUCAUCAACAUCGCAGGUUUGUUUUUCUUGUCCGUAGAUAGGUACGUGGAGUCAGUUAACUAGACCAGGAGUGGUUCUGUUUGAUAAGAUUCUGCAGAACAAACAAAGCUUAUCGACACCCAGAGGAAUAGAAGGAAGAAAGUUUAAAGUUGUAGUUGCGGAGGUAGAGUAAGAAAUGAAAGGGGAUAAAUUCGGGAACUACAGCUUAUGUUUUUGCCUUCACAGGGACACAGUCAGCUGAUGCACAUGCGCACUACAUACCUUUUCUUAGCUGAUUUGCUUAUCACAAGGCACGCGCGUCAAACAGAAAGACAGAGCAGCACAUCCCAAAUAUCUAAACAAACCUUGUGGAUUUGAUCUAAUUGCAAGUCAAAAUCGUGAUUAUAGACCCAAAGUCAUAUCAGAGCACUCAUUUUUUUUGUAUCCCAUUGAGAAUUCACCGAUGGACUUCUCCAGAGAAAGCCAAACAUCGACGAAUAAUUCCGAAUUUGAAGAAUCAGUAGAGGUGAGAAAUGACACGAAGUCUUAUUCAAGGCCGAGACAGCUUGAUUUUUUCUAAAUAUAUGUAACCUUUCUCCAUCAAGUUUCCAACUAUUUAUAACGAUGAUUUUCUCUGCAGUGUUGUCGAUUCGUUUCUCUUGUUAUUUUGGAACGAAGGCGAUUUCUCCCGUCCGGAGCCUACACCUCCUCUUUUCAUGUUCCUUUGGAUACUGUGUUUAACAAAAUAUGAUAAAAUAAUGUUUUGGGAUGAGUAAAAGUUUGCUCAGAGAGAGGUUUUCAGAAAAAAAAAAUCGGGAUCGAAUGAUGUGAUUUCGGGUUGAGAUAAACGCUUUUCAAACGGGAAAAAGUAGUGUCCAGGUCAGCGCGGCACCAUAGCUGACUGUGUCCCUUUUAACCUAAGCUUAUGCGUUUCGUAGGCAUUAUGGGAAUAAUAAAAGCCAGAUGCUCAGGCUACUUAUUCCCAAUGGUCACCAUGACUGCGAGAUAGGUGCAAGGUGCAUAACGUACCUUGUUUGCCCUAAAAACAAAAAGCUUUGCAUAACCUUUGUUUUUUUAUUUCUCUUGGGUAGUCAAAGUGGUCCCAAGAGAAAUUGUAAACAAUGCUAAUGCAAACAAAUGUCUCCUGAAAAACAUUAUAUCAAACGUUACAAGCAAAAGUAAUGAACUUUAAGAAACCUUUGGGUUAACAAUUUUUUCAAAAACCGAAAUCCGUUUCAAUCUCAUUUAAUUCCUGGGUUGACAAUUCUUUUCCGUUUUUUUUUUUCUCUUUUUUUCUCUUUAAUUUUGUGGCCGUUUCCCAAUGGCUAUAACUGCUGAAAGUUUACUAAAUGACUGUCUUUUUCUCUUUAUUAACCAUAAGGCAGCACCGUACGUCAUGCGAACAGUUAGUGAUGAUGGCACUGAGUCAUUUAAAGGUUACUGUAUGGAUCUGUUAGAUGAAUUGGCAAGAAUACUCAAGUUUAGCUAUGAGAUCUAUACAUCCCCGGAUGGACUGUACGGCGCUGAAACGGAAAACGGAUCUUGGAAUGGGAUGAUUGGCGAGUUGAUCAGAAAGGUUUGUGAGCAGCUGCCUGAUUCGACUUCAUCAUGACAUCAUUGCUAUUGUUUAAUAUUAUUUAUGUUUUCCAUCCUCUUGAUUUUAUCAGACACCUUACUAUUUAAUUUUUAAGUAUUUCUCGUUUUAUGUCUAGUUUGAUGGAAAUUUGGUUUCUGCCAAUAAACUCAAUAAUAUGACGUCAUAUUCCGUCAUUGUGUCAAUCAAAUUAUGCCCAGAAUUUGGAAAUGAUGGGUACAUUAUUAUGGGCAAUUUUGGUGGUCGUAGCAUGUGAAAUUAUAUUGGGCGGGGAGGAGAUGGGGGCCUUGGAGGCCCUCCCGGUCAGAGGAAGCCAAAAAAAGCCGGGUCUGAAUAGGGUUAAUGAAAGCUGUGACUUUCGACAAUGAAUCUCGGCUGUUGUGAAUUUCGCCAAAAUUGUACGACACACUUAGGGUGGAUUUCCACUAUCGCGCAACUUUUACGUGCGUGUACAUGCACGUAAAUUUUUACUCACGUAAAUAGAAUGGAGGCAAUUCAAGACUUAAAGUGUGAGCUUAAACAUGAAGUUAAGAGAGGUUCAACUUUUACCUUUACGUACGACCUUUCAUACUUUGCCUCUAUUUUAUUUGCGAACGUAAAUUUUACCCACUCCGCACGCUAGAAUUACUCGACAGUGGAAAUCCAUCCUUAGGUGAUCGAUUGUCAUGAAGUUUGAUGAAAAAGCAAAGAAAUAAAGCAAAAACAAGUAAUUAUUUUUAAUAAACAAACAAACAAAAACGAACAUAAAUUUCGUUGUCAAGUCAAAUUCAGAGAGGUAUCAUCAUCUUUUGGGUAAAAUUUGUGUUUUGCCUUUUGCCUUGCUAUUCUUGCUGUUACUAAAAUGACAUUUAGCUAGUGCUAAUCUAGGAAACUUUAAAGUUGGAGUUAGUUGCAACUGGCCAUGAUCUUUUAAAUGAGCAAGGAUUUGCUCAGCCGGAAGUGCGCGCGGCCUUUAAUUCUGUGCAGGAGGUUUGGUAAAACGGAGCACUGAUGGAGAGAGGGGGUAAAUUGAGGGUACCCUCGGUCUCAGGUUUGUCAGUCUUAUGCGACCGUUAUACAUAUGCAUGAGUUACCGACGUAAAAUUUUCCUUUUGUUUAAAUUUAAAUUAAGGGCGGCGUAUCCAUUAUAAACUCCUGUGAGAUGUAAAUUAAAUUUAGCCGUGUUUUAUGACGUAUACACUACCAGUCAUUUUGUUUUUCUUUUCUUUUUUUCGUUCAAAGAAUGCGGAUAUGAUUAUAUCAGAUUUGACCGUCACAGAAAGUCGUGAGGAAGUUGUGGAUUUCAGCAUUCCAUUCAUGUUCUACACUGAAGAAAUGCUCGUAAAGAAGCAACAUUCAGAAGGAUCAAUUAGUCUUCUGCAAUUUAUGCAUCCGUUUCACGGCGAUGUUUGGACAGCUACUCUGUUCAGCUUGGUUGUCAUUUCCAUUGCAUUGUUUUUAAUCAACUACUACAGUCCUUGUGAACAUCUAGGGACUAACGAUAAACUGAGCUUGUGCGACAGUGUCUGGUUCACUUUGGCUUGUAUGCUCCGACAAGCCUCUCAAAAUACGCCAAGAAAUUUGUCAGGUACACACGUAGAACCACUUAAACAAGGAGCGAGCUAGUUUGGCUUAGACAUUGCUGAAACUUCCAAACCUACCAGUUUAUCUAUUAUCUAUUUAUUUAUUGAAUCAUCAUCAUCAUCAUCAUUAUUAUUAUUAUUAUUAUUAUUAUUAUUAUUAUUAUUAUUAUUAUUAUUAUCAAUUCUCUGACUUUGGUGUCGUGCUUUUUCCUCUUAUGGAGGCAAGUUGAGUCCAUGAACUUAGGGCAGUCAUCUCUCGUGAAUUACUCGAUUGAUAGUGACCUCCUGAGUAUGCCAGCAGUCCCAAGGAGGACAAUCUUCUGAAGCUCUGUUAUUAUCAUUAUUAUUAUUAUUAUUAUAAUUAUUAUUAUUACUAUUAUCAUUAUUAUUAUUACUAUUAUUUUUAAAAAAAUCACAAUUGGUCAUAACGCCCGGCCAACGUUCCAAUAUUCUCUCUCUUCCCCUUUAUUCUUUACUUGAUCAUUUCAACUGAUCAUGAACACCAUAAUGCUGCUGUUUUAUCAUCUAGGACGAAUUCUAACAGGAAGCUAUUGGUUCUGUGUCCUCAUCUUAGUCUCUUCAUACACCGCUAAUCUGGCAGCCUUUUUUACUGUAAAAAGUGCAGAAACUCCCAUAAAGAGCCUUGAAGACGUUGCUAAGUCUGCUUAUAAGGUGGGGGUAAUACAAUCGUCAAGUGUAUCAGAAACACUUAGGAAAAGCGAAUACGAAAUGCAUAAGGCGAUAUGGCAGAGAAUUGAGGAGUACAACACCGAAGUCCACAGUGUAAGUGAAGGUGUUGAGCUGACGAGAAACUUGGAGCAGUUUGUGUUUAUUCAAGAUGGGCCCGUUCUGAGAUACGCUGCAAACCAGCCACCAUGUGAUCUUACAAUAGGUAUUAACAAGAACUGA
This is a messenger RNA of Porites evermanni, 8230 nucleotides long. The record is from the annotation of a GenBank genome assembly. NCBI's taxonomy places the organism in Eukaryota, Metazoa, Cnidaria, Anthozoa, Scleractinia, Poritidae.